UGUUUUGUGACUUUCAGUGAUCAAGAUCAUCUAGGAUACUUCGAGUGUGCUCCGGCCCAAAAAGGAUCUUUGCCCAGAGUUUGUGUCUAGUUGCCAAUUGUGUUGUACCAAAGCAUCAAAACGAGAAUCAUGAAAUUUGUAAUUGUACUCGCUAUCGCUGUUGUGGCAGUGUCCGGCCAAAUCCGACCGGGACCAGGUGGACCCUUCCCGGGUCCUAUUAGACCAGCUCCUUAUGGUGGACCGGAAGCUGGAGCUGUUAUCCUUAACCAAGUUUACGAACCAAACCCAGAUGGUUCUUACAUCUACAGCUACGAAACCAGCAACGGAAUUCGUGCGGAGCAGCGAGGUUUCCUGAAAAAUCCAGGAACUCCAGGAGAAGCUCAGGUCAUGCAAGGAUCUUACUCCUACACCGGACCUGAUGGCGUUGUCUACACGAUCAACUACAUCGCCGACGAAAAUGGAUACCGAGCAGAAGGUGCUCACAUCCCAUCGGCUCCCCGAUACAACCCACGAUUCCCUGGCCAAGGUCCAUUCUAGAUCAAGGAGUGGGAUGACAUUCCUAGCGCCAGUUACCCCCAGAUGAUACUUACUGCUAACUAGUUUCCACGUGUAAAGCUUUACUUUUUUGCCCCCACUUUUGUACAGCAACUAGCCAAACCUCAAGAGCGCAAUCGUGAUUAGCUAAGCUCGACUCUUCUCACUGACGAUUACAGACAGCAUCGGUAAUCGUCAGAACGUUAAGUGAUUACGACCAUUCCUCUUUUUUCCGAUAGCUUCUAAGUGUUGCUACUCCUCCUACUUCCGAAUCGCGUGACAUCUCGCUCCACGAUCCCACGACUCAUCAUAGGUGGUCGAUCCUCCCUUUUUUUUCUCCAGAUCAAAUCGCUUCGUUCCCAGCUAACUGAACAGCAAUCUGCCAUUUUCAUUCAGCUCUCCACUGACUGUGUGCAUGAAUCAUUCUCUGAACGUAAUUUAUUUCUUCUGCUUAGUUUUCCCGCUCAUACCCUAUACCUACACCCAUCCCAGCAUCCUCACUCACCCAUUGUGUUUGUACAGUAAUGACAUUAACAGCACCCUCAAACGAUAAAUUGUGAUUAUUAUGUGUGUGUAAAAAUAUAAAUAACUAUACGUAAAAAUACUCUUUGUUUGUUGUGAUCAAAUAAGCCAUUUUUGCAGUUACAUUAUGUAUACCCAAACGAGAGCAAGUUUGAAUUGAAAUGAACAGAAUAAAGCAACCGCCCAAAAAGAAGGGGCUUUUCUUGAAACCAAAA
Molecule: messenger RNA, 1271 nt
Organism: Uranotaenia lowii
Lineage: Eukaryota; Metazoa; Arthropoda; Insecta; Diptera; Culicidae
Product: cuticle protein CP14.6-like
Exons: 2
Coding region: 130-537 (135 amino acids)
Cellular component (GO): chitin-based extracellular matrix
Molecular function (GO): structural constituent of chitin-based larval cuticle
Source: RefSeq, a predicted model, not a curated record